Messenger RNA from Archocentrus centrarchus (flier cichlid), 4466 nucleotides. RefSeq names its product chloride intracellular channel 1 (gene clic1). Lineage: Eukaryota; Metazoa; Chordata; Actinopteri; Cichliformes; Cichlidae. The coding region runs from base 137 to 865 and encodes 242 amino acids. The transcript has 7 exons. The record is from RefSeq and is a predicted model, not a curated record.
UUGCUGAGUGUGUCGCUACAGCCAGCGGACGCGCGCAAACACACACACACAGAGGCAGCAGAACUGGGAGGAGAAAAGCAACAGCAGGCAGCGACAACUUUGAGGACUGCGAGGUUUCGUGCAGCAGCAGGUGAAGAUGAGCGACGCCACUCAGCCCAAACUUGAGCUUUUUGUGAAGGCAGGAAGUGAUGGUCAGAGCAUCGGCAACUGUCCUUUCUCUCAGCGUCUCUUCAUGGUGCUGUGGCUGAAGGGAGUCACCUUUGACGUUACCACGGUGGAUAUGAAGAGGAAGCCAGACAUCUUGAAGGACCUGGCACCGGGUGCUCAGCCACCCUUCCUGUUGUACGGCAGCGAGGUGAAAACCGACACCAACAAGAUUGAGGAGUUCCUGGAGGAGCAUCUCUGCCCUCCAAAGUAUCCCCGUCUGGCUGCUCGUAACCCAGAGUCCAACACGGCAGGCCUGGACGUCUUCUCCAAAUUCUCUGCUUACAUCAAGAACUCAAACCCUCAGGCCAAUGAAAAUCUGGAGAAAGGCCUGCUGAAGGCUCUGAAAAAGCUGGACGACUACCUCGGCUCUCCACUUCCUGACGAGAUCGACGAGAAUAGCGCUGAUGAGGUCACUUCCUCGUCCCGCCCCUUCCUGGACGGCCAAGAACUUACUCUGGCUGAUUGCAACUUGCUGCCCAAGCUCCACAUUGUGAAGGUGGUGUGUUUGAAAUACAGAAGCUUCACCAUCCCUCAGUCUCUGACAAACCUCUGGAGGUACCUGAAUGCCGCGUAUGCCAGGGAGGAGUUCUCUUCCACCUGCCCACUUGACGAGGAGAUCCAUAUCGCCUACUCCUCUGUAGCUAAAGCUCUUAAAUAGGGGUAGAAUGGGGUUACAUGUUCUGAAUAUACCAGCAGAGCAACAUAGGAAAGCACAAAAGUACACACACACACACUCAUGAACAUUCGCUCCACAAGCAGCAUGGUCGAUCUUUGUCCUUGUAAAGUAUGAGCACUGUUACACCUGCGGGGUAAUUUGUUGCGUCCUUAUACGCUGAUAUCACCUUUCACAAUCUUGGCGCUAGUUUACAUUGUUUUAUCGUUUCGGUCGAGCAAAUACAGGACCCACGUGCACAGAACGUUUUGACCUAGUUAAAGUUACUCCGCUGACCAGCUCGUCCACAUAUCACGUUCUCUUGGUUGUCGACCAUGUUGUUUGCGGGAGCACACGUCCACAUUGUCACACUCGUCCACAUUGUCACACUCGUCCGACUACAGCCUUGCUCGUGUACCGUUUCACUAUCAGCAGACACACACUGACGCUUCCCGCUCCUUUCUUCUUCCAAACAAUUGCUGCAGCAUGUUGUUGAGGUUUUGGGAGCAAUUUCAACACACACAAAGCUGCCUGAUAGAUCAAACUUUCACAUGUAACCUUGUAAGCUUCCCUCAGGCUGAUUCAAAUCUUGUUUCUCUGGUUAAGGAAGUGAAAUAUGCAUAAUAGCACCAGCUCACCUGCCAAAGAGUCUUUUGUAGUUAACCUGUGAUCGCUGAUGUAUCGCGUGGACUUUAUUUCAUUACUGAGGAAGCAGGGCCUUUUACAGUACAGAAUUAUAUAAUUUUUCUAAUUAAAAGCCAAGUUCUGUGUAAGUGUUAGUCAUUUAUUCUUUGUAUUGUACCUCAGAGAGGAAAGAGGUACAUACCGGGUUUCACCGAAGAGCUGAAAACAGUUACAGAGACAGGAAACUGUUUCAAUAGAGGCGGGCUUCCCCUUUCUGUACUCCCACAGCAGGCGUGAAGGAUUAUUUGAGAUUACUAAGCUUCCAUUUGAUCCGCUGUGAGGGCCUGUUGCCAGUAAUUUAUUCAGUGCUGCCCAUUGGGUAUUGAAGGAGGCUGUGGAUGAAGUUAUCAAACUGCCUUCUAAUGCCGCCCACUCCGUUUAAUGUAAAUCAGAGGGUGGAAAAAUGUACAGGAAAUGAUUUCUUUUUAAUAUAGAUGUGGGUCUAAUGUUUAAACAUUAAAUUCUUUUUAUUUUUAUUUAAAGACUAAGGCUGGAUUUAUUUUAUAUUUUUCCUUACUGUCAGUUAAUCCCAUGAAAACCUUUCUCAGUACUUUCUGCUUUUAAUACUUUCAAAUUUUAGUUUGUACAAAAUAUAAAAUUUGCCAUUAGCCUUCCUGCUAACAUUAUUGGUGUUGGUUAUCCAGUGUGCAAACAGUGUAAGUAUAGUCACUGUGCUAAAAAGAAACUACAGAAAUGAAACAUGUUUGUAACCACCAUGACAUCACCCAUUUGUUUGCUCAUCUUGAGGAUUCACUCGUUGUCAAGCUUUGAGAUGAGCGUUUCUUUUCUUUUUUUUUUUUUUUUUUUUUUUUGGAAGCGGAUGUGACACGUUAGGGCCAGGUCUGACUGUAAAACUUUGCAUUCAUUGGCUAAUGUCUUGUCAAUAACAUGCGAUUAGCCAAUGAACAUCCUGGAUAAAUGUUUGACCAAAAUUUGUAAAACUGAUUUAUUCAUUUAUGGUACUUUCAGCUGCUCCCAGAUGGUUCUGCGUAUUUGAUUUGCUUUUCGGUCUCCCGGUCUCAAACAGUGGCUCUUUCACAUGUGAGGUGAAUGUGUUAACCACUACAUUAUUGAGCCACACUGAUGUUUUAUUUAGAAUGACCCAAAAUUAGCUCAUCAGGAAAGUUUACAGAAGUUGGGCUGUUACCGCAUUGACUUCUGUAGAACUGGAGGUCUUUUUCAAUCAGUGGAGUUGCCCCCCUGGUGGCCAUUAAAAAGAAUGGCACUUUAAGGCUGUUUCCUGUUGGUUACACUUUCCCUGAAGCUACAUCCUUUUUUUUUUUAGUUUGUUUUAAUAUUCUGUGGUUAGUUUGAAUCUGUUGCCAUGCUACGUAACAAGCCAAACAUAUAGAGUUUCAACACAUCUGCAGUUACAAUAUAACCGGCAUGUUGUAAAUGCUCAGGAUAUAAACUUUUAUAAUCUACUGGUUUGCUUUUUUUUUUUUUUUUUUUUUUUUUUUUUUUUUUUGGAUUUGCAUUUGCCACCAAUGUACCACAUCAACUUCUGCGUUUACUGUCCAGCAUCUCCUGUGCCUACGUGGCAGAAAACAAGCAUUUUGGCAUUAUAAUUAAUUGUAGGUUAAAUUCAUUGUUGUUUUCAUGGGACUUGCUGACAGCAAAAAUAUACCUGAACCAGCCUGAUCCUUUAAAAGCCUUGUGUCCUUAGAGAUGCCCCUGCGGAUUAAUCCACUCCUGGAUAAAGUCCGCUAGUCUGAAAUUCCUGUUUAAGUGACUUGAAAUGAACUCACUGGGAGGAACUGGAACUAAUGAUAACACGCCUUGUCUGAUUGUGGAAGCAGCUUGUGUGGGAUUUUAUGAAGUUAAAGGCACAUUUAACAUUUAUAGAGGCUGCUUUCAGGGACGGGCUCUGUCAACAUGUACAUGGGUAUUUCUCUUUGGGUUUUGGACUUUUGUCCAGAUAAAAAAUGAAAACAGCACAUUUGAAAACUCUUUCCAGGGUUGAAGACUUUGAGAAGGAAAACAGAGACAAAGGUCUGCACUUUUAACUCCUUACUGUUUGCAGGCUUCUGAUUGGCCAGAAUUUUGGAUUUUCAUGUGGCUGUUUUUCAGAACAAAAGCAGAAAACUCGUGUUUUAAAAGAACAUCCAUGUACGUGUGGAUGGAGCCGUCAUUUGUGCUGUAAACAUCUUCGUUGCGUGUUGUGUGUCUCAGAUCAGGGUGAAACUCACUGACAGAAAAAAAAAAACAACCUAAGUGCAAUUUAAACAGAUUUGAGAAGACAAUCUUGUACACAGUUUGAUUUUUAUUAGAAAUACAUUGGGAGCAAAGUUGAUUAUUUUUCUACAGAGGUUGCAACCCCUCCUGGAUGAAAUGCUUGGUGUUGAUCAAUAUGAUGAUGAUGAUGCAUUUUACUUGACUGAAUCGUUGGAUUUUAUCUAUUUUUUAAAGCGGACUAAUGUUUAAAGGGAUCAAGUCUGAAUAAUUUCAGUGCUAAUAUAUUGUAGUAUUUGUUCUCUCCAUGUGUCGAAGAGUUGUUCACUUCUUACUGUAGGACUUGAUGUCAUUUCAGGGACCACUUAACAUGUUAAGUUAGACCAGUUAUUAAUCUGCAUAGUUUGUUUCUCAGUUAACUAUUUUUUAACUCUAUAAAUAUAUAUAAAUGUGUGUCAUCCAUACUGUUAUCCAUACUGUGCUUUCCACUUUGUUUCUUAACCAUCUGCGUUCCCCUACAAAUAUUUUAGCGUUUAUUGUCUUUUUUUUUCCCUCCACACUCUUUACCAUCAUGUAGUCAAAAACAGCUGCACUUCAAAGUCCACAGGAUCAAAAAUAAAUGGUGUGGACACUAAAUCAUCAGGCUUAAAUCAACAAUCGAGAGAAACUAAUAGCACAGCUGAAUUGUACUUUAAACCUCUUACAAUGUAACAUUUAUUAUGUCCCAAUAAAAUAUCUUCAUAUUAAAUCA